Messenger RNA from Triticum aestivum (bread wheat), 1443 nucleotides. RefSeq lists its product as uncharacterized. The record is from RefSeq and is a predicted model, not a curated record. The coding region runs from base 113 to 1264 and encodes 383 amino acids. NCBI's taxonomy places the organism in Eukaryota, Viridiplantae, Streptophyta, Magnoliopsida, Poales, Poaceae. The transcript has 2 exons.
CCUCCCUUCUCCUCCACCCGCCCCAGCACACGGUACAUCGUCUACCCCAUCCCUACACGCAAGACCUUGCUGCGAAGUGCGAGCCCUGUCGAUCAUCUGUUUCAGAUCGAUCAUGUUACGCCGGCGUUUUGUGAAUCUGGUAGCGCAGAAUUCCGACGGCGUUUAUUCGCUGCGCCGCAUCGAAGCGGCCAAGCAUCUUUUCUACCCGUCAAUAAAAGAAGCAGAAGAGUCAGCAAACGACGAGAAGAAGAAAUACAAGACCUUGCGGCGGCUGCCUGACCCGAUCACGAGCUUCGAUCCGUCCCCCGUCGGUGUGUUGUUUCCUGGCCUGGAAUGGUUCGAGCUCCUCGCACCCCGCAGCGGCGAGGGUCGGAUCGUCAACUCCAACAAGGCUGGCCACACCGCCAUGUUCGACGCCGACAAGUCUCUCUAUCUCGCGCUGCCCAACCUCUCCCAGGCCAAAGGCACGAGCCCAGUGAGCUUCUCCGUCACCCACCCAGGCAGCGGGCAGGAUAGCCUCUACGUCUUGCACAGGUAUCCUGGUCAAGCUGUUGCCCAGGCUCGGUUUGUACCCGACCGAAGCGAGCACCCCCGCUCCUGCUUCGAGGUUCUUGAGUACAAGGGCCUGUCCAAUGAUGGCAACGUCCCUAACAAGGGCUGGGAUUGGCGGCUUCUUCCUCCUCCUCCAUUUGUCCGUGAACCUGGAUACCAGCCCUCCAUGAUUAACUCCCACACAACAAUCAAGGACGCCAAUGGCUGUACCACUAUCUGCAUAUCGUCCGACAAGAUCGGCACCCACUGCUUUGACACGUGGUGCUUCGAUUCUACCCACCAUCUUAGGUGGAAGCACCUGGACGUGUGGAAGCAAGUUGGGGAGUGGGAACUGCCGUUCUAUGGGAGAGCCGAGCAUGUUCCCGAACUGGGCAUAUUGUUGGGCUUCACGGCCGGCAGAAAACCUCACCACCUAUGCGCUGUGGACCUCUCCACCAUGGACAUGGAUGGCCAAGCACCCACAUGGCAGCACGUCUGGGACAAUGCCACCCUGCCUGGCGAGAAGAAUUGGUACCCUCUGUUUUUCAGGCUCAUCAACAUGGGUGACAACAGGUUUUGCGUGGCCAAGCUCUUUGGAGAUGUUGAAAUGGGCAAGCAGUUUGCUGUUCUUACCGGCAUAGAGAUGGAGCGUGGCCAAGACGGCCUCCGGAUGGUCCAGCACAAGCGCACUCGUUACGUAUUCAAUCGCAUCGAUGUCAAGUGGGUGCUCUGAAUAAUCUUGUUUUGAUUCGAUUCCGAUUACUCUUGCAUCCUGGUCUAUUUCCUAUCUGUAAGAAAUUAUAAUAUUUGGUUGAACAAUUGUUUCUCUUUGAACUGUGAGUCGAGCAAUUAGGGUAGUCUAAUAUUUUGUUUCCUUAGCGAGCUGCUUGCAUCUGAAAACAUAAAUCUCAA